AUGAAGAUUCUCGUGAUCGGCGCCAGCUUCGCAGGCCUGCACGUCUCGCACGCCCUGCUUAAAACCCUGCCCUCCAUCAAACUCACGCUGGUGAACCCCUCGCCCACCUUCUUCUUCACUUGUUCAGCGCCAAGGAUCCUGGGCCAGGGUCUCUUUCGAGAAGAGGAAUACCUGAUUCCCAUCCAGGAUGCGUUCCGGUCGUACGGGGCCCGGUUCGAGUUUGUGCAGGGGACGGCGCUGAAGAUCGACGGUGGGAAGCAAACAGUUUCAAUCAAGGAGAUGGAUAGUCAACAAGUCCAAGAGGUUCCGUAUGAUUAUCUUAUUAUCACGAGUGGGAGCACGACCCCCUCCCUGUCGAACUACGUGCCUAUCCCCUUCAAACAGUCGGGCGAGGAUAACAUGUCCACCCUGAUCAACGAUGCACGGGAGAAGAUCCAGACAGCGUCUGAGAUCGUGAUUGGGGGUGCGGGCCCCCUCGGCGUCGAGAUCGCCGGCGAGAUUGCAGAGCGGGCAGAGAAGGACGGCCGCGCCGUCACCAUCUCGCUGAUCAGUGCGACGGAGCGGGUGCUCCCCAUGCUCUACGAGAAGGGGAGCAGGGUAGCCGAGGAUCUCCUGACGCGCAAAAAGGUGAAGAUCAUUCGAAACAAACGCGUGGAGGAAGUCACAGUCUCCGAUGGUCGAUAUACCCUGACUUUAUCGGAUGGGACUUCCCUCUCGACAGCUCUGUACAUCCCUACGGGCGGCGUGCAGCCCAACAACGCCUUCAUCCCUGCAGAGUUUCUUGAUGAGAACGGCUGGGUGGUGGUCGACGGGACGAUGCGCGUGCAGAGCAGAGAGAACCAGAGCCAGAACCAGAACCAGAACCUGCCCAUCUUCGCCGCGGGGGAUAUCACCAACAACUCGCCGCGGCUGGUCUUGAAGGCCAAGCAGCAGGCGGGCGUGCUGGCUGCGAACCUCGCUGCUGAGAUUAACGGAUCCCCGCUCAAACCAAAGACGUACCACCAGGGGGAUACCUUCAUCAUGGCCGUCCCCAUCGGUACGGCGGGGGGUGCCGGGCAGGCGUUUGGGUGGACGGCGUGGAGCUGGCUGGUCUGGUUGAUCAAGGGGAGGGAUUUCUUUAUUUCAAGGGCCAAGGGGUUUGUAGUUAAUUAG
This is a messenger RNA of Penicilliopsis zonata CBS 506.65, 1152 nucleotides long. RefSeq lists its product as hypothetical. The record is from RefSeq and is a predicted model, not a curated record. The transcript has a single exon. Gene Ontology annotation, molecular function: electron-transferring-flavoprotein dehydrogenase activity; flavin adenine dinucleotide binding. Gene Ontology annotation, cellular component: cytoplasm. Lineage: Eukaryota; Fungi; Ascomycota; Eurotiomycetes; Eurotiales; Aspergillaceae. Bases 1 to 1152 code for a protein of 383 amino acids.